UAAGAUAGCGACAACGGUGGCCUACGAAGCGCAAGAAAUUGAAUCCCUCAGAAGGAAAGGUGUGGCAGCAAGUGCUUCUUUUCUUUACUUUUCCCGUCCAACUUAUUAGCAAGAGGGGGUGAAAAAACGAAUUAAUUCGAAGCCGCACACAGUAUUUACGAAGCCGGUAAGAGCUUCGGAGUUGAAGUACGGGCGUCUGUUCUUUUCCAAGUGUUACUCUCGCGACCAGCAGAUCUGGACCACAUAUUUUCAAGUGGCAAAUCGUGUGCCGCUCUAAUCAAAACGCGACGACGAUACUCGUAAAGUGCGCGGAGUGAAAUCUGGUUUGCUUGCAGCACGACCGCGACCGAGAGGAAAUAUUUUUACCGUUGAUGUGAGGGCCCCAAAAAAUCUGCGAAAUUUUACCAGAUAACUGCAGUUGCGUCGUGAUUCUGGCCGCCGAAGGGUCGUCGGAAAGUGAAAGCGUGUUUCGGGUUUUGCAAAGUUGUGUAUCUUGUUUGUCAUUGUUUGUGCAAAGUAGCUGUCAGUCGAAGCAAGCGACGUCGAAUAAAUACCGUGGCGUUGCAAUGGCAACUGCGUUUUUUGCGACGGUGCGCAAAGUGACCGGAUAGGAACUCGGAAUAAUAGGCAAAUUGCGCAUACACUGAUGUGUAUGAGUGUGUCAAGCAGCCGCCACUGCUAGAGAAUAUUGUUUUGUUUUAUUUGCGCGCCCGUCCGGUGAAGCACAAUUUAUAUUGCAUACAUAUGUUUUCGUAAUUUAGCCGCACGUCAAACUCUCUCUAUCCCUCUCUCCCUCUCACUCACUCACUCACUCUAACUAACACGCGCGACGCGACGCUAUUCUAAGUCGCUACUUUCAAUUAGUGUUCGCGUAUCAAUUGCGAAUGGAGGUGCCCCGUUUUACAAUCCGGCGACGAGUGGACGACAGUUGCCCAAGACGAUUUGCACAUUGAUUAGGACGGAAAUCUUCGAAUCGGGAGCGGCGACAACCAUGAAAUGCUCUUCGUGUGUCAGCAGCAGUCGACCAAAAAGUGACGACGAAGAAGCCAGUCCCAGCGAAGCGAUGGACAGGGAUAGUGAAGAGUACCGUGUUGAAUCCCCACCGGCCAUCCCGAAACGUCCCUCCACCACAAAUAUCACCGCCAAAGUCCAGCCAAUGGUAACGAUUGUCGAAGUAACAUCCGAUGAAAAUCACAGCCCAAGUCCGAGCAGUAGCGGCCACCAUCUACGCCCGUUGGACAUAAUUACCGAGGAGACCAGUGACGUAAGUGACACGGAAAACCGUCCACCUUCUCCCAAGCCCGACUUGUGCUUCCCGCGGCCCAAACCCCGUUUCAAGAAAAACAACAUACCCCGAAAAACGAAACUAGAUAACAACUACCUUCAAGGCAAACAGGAACCGACGGUAUGUGUGCUGGUCGAUGCCAAAAUACAGGAAACCUCGCCGAUUGAUGAGUACCGUAGCAUCUGCACCACCGAAACCGUUCCGGAAGAAAUUCUCGAAGUUGAAAUCAUCGAUCUUGGUUCGAACUCAAGCAGCCUAGCGGAUUUGACAGAUGACGGUGCCUUUGAUGAACCCGCCUGCUUAGUUUCCAGCAGCAACGACACUCACGAUUCUGACACGGACGCGAUAAACAACAAUGACCAGCAGUUGGGCAGCAGUGACGCCAUCCACGACACUCGUGAGCAGCCGCAAUCGAUUCCGCAGCUUGAUAAUGGCAAUGAUAAUGAACCGAUUGAAUCGGCACCGGUGCUUUUUUCCCCUAAACAACAAAUACCAGAAGAAGAAGAAGAAGAAGAAGUGCACGAUGAAGACGUCUUGAGUGAAGAGGAUAACAACGGGUACGGUGAGAGCGACGUCGUCGUGAGUGGAAACAGCAAAACUUUCACGCAGUCGCCGUUGAGCACGAACGCAGCUACGCAAAAUCUGAAUGAUUUUGUUGUUGUUGAUGAUGAUGAUGAUGAUGGCGAUGAUGAUGAUGAGCAUCCCAUCAGCGAACGCACGGAAUCGGAUCGGGACGACGAUGGCCGGAGUAGUCUUCUCGCGGAUGUUGAUCGUGCUAGCAUCGUGACGCAGUGUGACCAACGAAAUGUCAGUGAGGUGAAAGGUUGUACCGACAACGAAGAAAACGACGACGACGACGACGUUGACACGAGUACGAGUUCAAUUGAGUGUUGUGUGGUGACUCAUCAAUCGAUGAUCGGGGAUUCCGGGGGCCAAUCCGACGAGAUGGUAGAACAAAACGUUGAGCAAGUGGUGCGACCUAUGGUUCCGAUUCCGCUACCACCGCCACCUGCUGCCGAAACGACGACGACGACGACGGCGGCGUCGGUGUCUGUGCGCAGUGAGUUGCAUUCAACGCCACCACCACCACCGCCAGUGACUAAUCUGGGUCAGGAAGUACACGAAGGCCUACGGUACGAAAAUGCUCAAAUUUAUAGUGGCAGUGAUACUGGUCAAAUUGAUCCUUCAGAUGCUGAUCAGAAUAGUGCGGAAGCUGGUGUCGAUGCAGUAGAAAACGUGGAUGAGUCAAGUGUUCUGUUGAAAAUUUUGAAACCGUCGCCACCACCACCGUCAUCAGCGCUUGCGGAGGCCAGUGUGGAAAAUCGUCCCACUUUCGCCGGCCAGAGCUGCCCAGCAGUCGAACCAAACGGUCACAGUGCGGUGGGGACAAAAAUAGAACGCACGGUAAAAAGUGAACAGUUGAGUUAUGAAAUCGUUCAAGAUCAGCGUGUUUUGAGGAAGGAAACUGUUUUUAGCACUAGCGGCGGCGGCGGCGGCGUUGGAGGUGGGGAGGUGAUUUUGCGGCGCAGUGGAAACAACCGGACGGACGAAUCCACGGCUGGCAAAGAACCAUCACCGGAACAGAAAGCGGCACUGGUGCUUGACCUGCGUAACGAAUUGAGUCGCAUUAAGGACGCCGAACUGCAGGAAGAAUUUCGCAAGCUCGAACUCGAGGCGGCUCGUUUCGGGGAGGAACUUGAUAAAAUGGCCGUGGUGCAACCGCCGCAAACCGACAACCUAACAUAUUACGUGUCCAAACAGAAUGACUUUGCUGUGGAACGGCCAACUCCUCCCCGACAGAAACCACCUGCCAUGGCCAAAUCCUCCAACGAUCAACUGUACAAUGAAUGGCAGCAGCGGAUGGAAGAACGAGAGGCUCGUCGGUUGCACAAAGUCAUCAAAAUAUCAUCCUCAAACGAAUAUUCUAACGGAACGGACUCCAUUGCCCUUCCGGCUGCACCGACGGGGACUGCCACUUGUUCCGAUGAUCCCGACCUAGGCGAUGAAUUCCUUCGGAAAGUGAAGGAACGUCGUCGAAAGUUUACGAUUCCCGGUGGGGGGGACAGUGACUAUGACAGCAGUGCUCCGAACAGUGUUCCCGGAACUCCCGUCGCUAGCCGGAAACCAAUUCCGAAACAUAUCGAAGCAGAAUUUGCCGAGUUUGCGGAAAUACGAAAACGUCAACAGGCGGCAGGACGCGAUGAGGACAACCACCGAGCGCCGAUGAAAACGACGACGACGACGCCGACGACGCCACCGGAAGAACCAGAAGCGAAGGGCGUUGAGAGUCAUCAGCUUCGUUCGCGUCAGAACAUAAAUCAUGCGGAAAACUUCCGCCGGCAGCAUCAGCAGACGCCGGUAGCAGAGCAGACCCCACCAACCAGUGCUCCCAGUGAUAACGGGGAAAGUGUCAAAGUGAGUGCUCUGAUUGAAGUUCAUCAGCAGAAACAGCGUGAACUAUUGCGUCAAGACAGCUAUAAAGCGGCUAUCCGCAGUGGUCCCAGUUCGGUGGAAAAUUUAGGUGUUGAUAGCGGAACCGAACCGGAUGCCGCCCCGGUCAGUGUCAGUGCCAAGUGUCAAGAGUUCGAACGUAGACUUCAACGUAGUGCUAGUAGCGAUGGUCGCAAGCCGAUCAAACCUACAACAUCAGCCUCAACCCCAUCGGUGUCUUCGUCGACCAGCUUCAAAGUCAGUGUUGCCAGCAAUGUGCCUCCCUCGCCUCCACCUCCGGCGACGGUUUCCGUAACAUCCGCCAGCAAUCGCAUCGAAUCCCAGCAGCAGUCGUUCAAGAUUGCACCCAAAUUCAAGGCCCGUGCCACCGGAUCAGGCGUCUGGUCACCGCAUAAUCGGUCCACGGAAAUUCUCACCAAAGCAGAACUAGCUGAGCGAAGUAAAGACAGCAGCAAAUCGACGGAACCACUGCAACCCGUUUGGACACCCCGCAGCGCACCGCCAUCCCCCGUCAGCGAACGGCGAGAAUUCCGUCCGAUCGGGUUCGAAUCUCCCACACCGCAACGUCGGAAUCUAUCGGCAACUCCAUCGUCACGAGCCGAAACACCGCAAAUAUCGGCACCCUGGACCACUGCUCCCGGCUACGAUAAACCGGUACAAUUUACUAGCAAUCCACCGACCACUCGACCGGAACCGGCCACAUUCGCAGAACCACGGCGGCAUCUGCAGAAUUCCAACUCACUGCCAACCAUCGGAUCGACGACGACGACGACGACAACGACGAGGGACGGUGGCAACACUCCAACUCAUUCGGUCCGUUUUGCCCCGGAACCACGGCAAACAACGGAUAGUCCAACCAUCAAUACGCUGCUCAAGAGCAAAGAUGGUAGAAUCAGCCAGCAGCUGGUGAACACCUACGAAUCCAGCAACCAGUCCAAUGUCUACCAGUCAUCGGCCAGUCGAACAACCGGCAGUACGGCAAGAAACCAACAAACAUACCAACGGAGCAGCAGCGGAACCCGGCUGGGACGGGGUCCUGAAAUAAGUCAGCAGCCCGUUCGGGUCGACUAUUACAGUGAACCGGAGGUGGACAUCCCAGUAACGGUGCGGCGACCGGCCGCCAUGGCACAGUUGUCUCCGAAGAAGAUCGACGGGAUCGGUCCGACGACGCGGGAAGGAAUGCCACUGACACUGAGAUCGGAAGUGGACGAAAACAAUCAAGCCAAAUGGUACAAAAAGAUGUACCAAACUCUGCACAAAGCACAGAAUGACGAUGACUUCGUGACCGUACGAUACAAAACACGUCGAGGCAACUACCCGUACAAAUCUGCCGGCUAUCAAUCGGAACCGGAACCGAACUACGACUCAGACUACACGAUCAAAUAUAGCACCCUGGAUCGGAGACGAACCCCGACCUCGUUGAAUCCCAACAGUUACUCACGAUUCAACACACUACAAGGAGCUGCCAUCCGAUCCGGUGCUUCGCAGUACAAAAAUCAACCCGGCCGGAUAGAAAAUUACGUUCCCGGCCGUUCGUCAAUCUCGGAGAAAGAAUCCAAAGAGUGGUGGGACGAAGUAAUGGAAAUCUUCAACGGGCAAUUGGAACAACAGAAGCUGAGCACGAGUAAAACCUACACCGAAGGAAAUUUGUCCAGAGCCCUCAAGGAUCAAGGCUACGACAGCGAUACGACGCUAAUCUUCCGCAAGAAAGAACCCCCGAGCAGUUCCGCUCUCAGUCCAAUCGAGCAGAAGCAGUUCUACAAGAAUAUGCAGGCAGGCGGGGAAAUACCGGUACAAGGAUUCCGUAAACCUGCACCCGAAAAGCCCAAAGAUGGCGACACCGAGCUGCAGGUUCAAAUUCAAGAAGUGAUACAAGAGGCACUUCCUACGCUGGUGACAAACCCAUUCCUAAUUCCACCGCAGAAGAUCACCUGUUAUCCCAUUACCAGUAUCACACGCCCUUUGGAUAUGUUCGGUUCGUUCCCGAAAGAACCUAAAUCGUUUGUUCCGGUGGCGCCACCUGCUCCACCCAAUAGGAAAUCCUCUCGUAGCAACUCGACACUACGCAUCAUGUCCCAGAUCAAAACGAAAAAUUAUGACAAGAAAACCGUAGUGGAAGCAAGCAGUUGUAGCAGUUCUGGAAGCCGAACUCUUCGGAAGAUCGAUCAGUACCGAUCCAAAUCAGCCGGUCCGGUCUUCGCCACAUCCUACGUAGCUUCUUCCAUCAAGGAGGAAAAGAACUUGGAGAACAGCACACGAGUGGCGAAACGGUACACUUACCGAGCUAACUCUAGCAGUCCGGUUCGCAAGUCAACUCCCAGUCCGGUCGCUUUUGGCAGAGGAAUAUCCAAAGAAAGAACGUUUGCGGAGGAAAAGAAACGACUCGAGGAAAAGCUACCCAAAGUGUGCCGCAAAGAUGUAACCGUUUCCACGAGCAUCCUUCGCAAUCCGGACCUUAAAUCACCGAACGAAGUGAAGAAAGCUCUACGCAGCUCGUACCUUCCGAUGGUUAUCGACAAACCGGAAAAACUUUCCACCACUUCAAGAGCACUGCGUAAAAUAUCGUCCAAUUUUAAAAGCGCCUCAAGCGUAUACUCCUCCAAACAGAGUCUAAACAAAGCCAGCACGUUUUCCACUGCCCCGAAGAAAGAAGACAAAGCACUAAAAGUCACCGUUGCCAUAUCGUCUCGUGGGAAAGAACUACUGCGAACCUCUGCGACCACUGCAAAACCUCAAAAAACAAAAGGCAAAUCUUCCCCAACCGUAACGAUCAAAUCCAACAUUCAGAAAGUGACCAAAAGCCUCGGUCUCCGUUCGAAAGCGCCCUCGACUCAAAGCCUAGCCCGUACCAGUUCGACCUAUUCGAUCGAUUCCACCAACUCCAAACGGAAAUCCCGCGCAACAUUCAUACCGGCAACUAUCAGCUCUAGGAAAUCAACCAAUCCCACCAAAACUAGCCGAAAAUCCAACAUCCGGGAUCCGGGUACACUCGUAGAAAGCUACAACGAGCACAUUGUCCAACAGAACGAUAUUGUCCGUACGAGUUCUUUUUUCCAGAAUCUAUUCCUGAGGAAUGCCUCACCGACUCCUCCAAUGGGCGGCUCAGGACCGGAUCCACCUCAAGCUUGCAGUGUGCGCGAAAAGGCUCGCUUGUGGAACAACUUCUCGGCCAAAUCCGAACCCUUGCUGAAACAACCGAACUACUAUCUUACCCAGGUGAAACCCGUAUCGUUGUCGAAGUUCAAAACCAUGGACUCCGAGUACGGCACGUACCAUCAUCGUACAGGCGAAGUGAUCGAACAGAUCCAACGAUAUGAAUCGUUAUUGCAGCUGACCGAUGAGGAAGAAGAAUUUGGCUAUCUCCGAGGUCGUAGCAGCAUGAAGAUAGACUACAGCUAUCACGAACGCAGCAAGAGUGAACCCCCGGUGCAAACCGUUAUGGCCGAGGUUGUCACUCAGGAUGCCCCACGCACUAUUCUCGGUCGGAAGUCGAUCGAGUAUUCGCACGCGACUAAGCGGUCAUCUCGCUCGCCUUCCUGUAGAAGAAUUCAACAGUUCAAAGGGGAAGGCAACGUGAAGAAGAUCGUUCGAGCACGUAGUCUGAGUACGACAGAUCGGUGCGUAUCCCCAUCGGAUGCGUUAGUACGAAGCCGAUCGUUGAACCUCACCAGCUACGAAAGACAUAUUCCCAUCUGUAGACAUAGGCGGUCCGACCGGUUUCAAGAUUUGAACGAUUUCUACAGUAGCCUAGAGCGGUUGGGUCAGCUGGAGAAAGCUACCUCAUCGACCGAUCUUCGGCCGCGUCGUCGCGAUGAAGAUAUCAUUGAUUUUGACUUGUGGAAAAAGGUGCGCAAUCACGAGAAGGCGGAGCGCGAGAUGAAUCAACUGCUGCACAAGCUGAAGCAAGAUCAGAGGGAGAAGGAUUUACUCUUCCUACCGCACGAUCCAGAUGAGGUACGCUGGAACAGUGAUCUCGAUCCGGGAUUACGGAAUAAGGAAAAAUCGGUGGAAGAUUUGAAAGGGGAGCUUAGCAAGAAGGUACUACAUUUCGAGGAAUUCACUAAGCGAGAAUUGGAUACCCGAAAGGAUCACUACAAACCUCUGUGGCGAGGAUCAUCGGUGAUUGAUGUGGCAACUCAGAUGGCCGAGAAGUACUCGGGCGAUGUGGGAAGAAAGAAUGAAUUUCUGUCGUUAGAUACGGAGAAGUCCUACGGAAUCAGUACCAAUUUGCUAAGCACUUUGUCCAGUGAUCAAAUGAAAAGACUAAAAAGUCAACUUAGCGAGAUCUACAGCAACCGAGAGGAACUAACAACGGUGACGGGUGCGGAGAAGUAUGUUAUCAACGUACCACCGGAUCGUACUAAAUCAGUGCCGAGUACGCUGAAGGUUCGUAGCCACUCGGUACUGACUAAGGAACAGGUGAAUGAAGCACAGUUCAAGCCUACAUUGGAGAAGGAAAGUAAAGUUGCUCAGCUUCAAAAAACGUUUGAACAGAAGAACAGACAAGAUGCUCUCUGUGAAGAGUUGAAAAACAAAAUAAAAGAAAAACACGCCAGUCACACCCUACCGAGCAUGAAGAAAAAGGAACGGCCGACAAUUUUGUCACCCAAGGCGGAAUAUUUUUCGCUAGAAACUGAGUACCGAAAAUUUCCCGGUGGAGAGAAAUCCGAACAGAUUAGAGAGGAAAUUGUUAUGAGGAAAACAAAACCAGCAGUAGACAGAGAAAGACCGCACUCGUACUGCGAAACGGAGAGUGUCUCUUCGGAAACUUCCAAUAGAACAGUUAUCUAUCGAAACACGAGUGAUGACGUUAAAACCAAGAUCAAAUAUUUCGAAGAAAGACGUAAAGAGGAAGUGCCGCCGGUUACCGUCUAUCAUGCGAGAGAAUCCUCUACGGACGAAGAUGAUGCAUCCAAAAUGUUGGAAGAAAGAACCUCACAAAAAGUAUCUCCUCUGCCAAACUCACAAUCCUACACCGAUUUGAAGGAUUUGUUCGGUGAAAAAUCAACCGCAAGUUACUCCUACAGUUAUCAGGAGGAUAAACGAUUGCCAAAAAACUUCAUACUCCGUUCCCGUAGUUCCACUCCGGAGUACGCGACCUGCAUCCAAACGGGAGAGGUUAAAAAGAUCAAGGAUAAGUUUGAGAGCUUGGAUGUGAACAUUUGGAAACAAUCGGUUGGAGACACCAGCCCGCGUCAGUACCAAAGCGAUUCCGAAUUGAACAGACCGUUCGGAGAGUGUCAGAAGAUGAAAGGUGGGAAAAAAAUUAAAGUAAAACAUCACGAAACGGGAGACGUAUCGAGAAUGACCCACAAGUACGAGGUGCAAUCGCGAGCACGAAGCCGAAAACGAAAGGAACGAGCUAAUUCACCGAUCCCAAAAAAUCCAUUUCGCAAAGAUGACCGAUUUAUGCCGCAUAUCAACGUGAUUAGCAAGACGGCAGCCUUGAAACAGGAAAUCAAAAGUACUCCGCAGCGGGAGCGAUCGGCCAGUGGCUACAGUAGCGGAGCAGAGGUCGAGAAAAUCAAAAGUAAGUUCGAAACAGCUGAGAAUCUGUCGAUUUUGGCCCACCAGUUUCCCAAGCCCACGGACAAUGCACGCUCGAUAACUGCACCAGACCAGUCACCUCCGGGACAGAAACCAGGUCGUCGGGGUAACAAACUGAGGUCUAGUUCAACCUCACCGCCACGACAUAAGGGCAAGCAGGAGGGCACUGCUUUCCUGAAACAGUUCUACGACAUCUUCGCAGACCAGAAGUUCGAUCCGAGCAUCCACCGACCAAAGUACCGUUACGUUCCUGACCGCCAGCUAGACGCGGAAUAUCUCUGGAAGAAGAUCCAGAAAAUGACCAACGGAAGUUGCACCAAGGCUUCCGUCACCUUUGAAGAAUAUAGUAGCGUGCCUCCACCGCCUCCCCCGAAAGGAACUCAACUGCCCAACUCCUACUCCCCGUAUUCGAAGAGCUCGAACGAACCAGAGUCUCCACGUCGCUACGUCGAGAGCGAUGUAAACAUCCACUACAAAACCCCGAUCCGAUACGAGUACAAGGAAGCCAUUCCGGACGAUGAGCUGGCGUACCGACAGGCGGAACACAUGCGUCGUGUUUACCAGGAGGAACGCCGGCGAAAGUACAUGCACGAACUGGAGGACCUCCAGAGCCGUCGGCACACGGACAACUUUGCACCGUCUCAGAAAUCACCGAUCCCGCUGAACCGCUACGAUGACUUUGAUGCCGAUCUGUCGCCGAAACCACCCAACACGCUACCCCGGACGAUCGCCCGGGCACUGUACAACUUUCAAGGACAGACUGCCAGAGAACUCUCCUUCAAGAAAGGUGAUAUCAUCUAUCUGCGGCGUCAGAUCGACAAGAAUUGGUAUGAAGGCGAACACAACGCGAUGGUUGGGUUAUUGCCAGCGAACUACAUUGAAAUCCUCCCCAGGGACGGUGCCAAACCCUUACCGAAGAAACCCCAACGAGAAGGCAAAGCCCGGGCAAAGUUCAACUUUACUGCGCAAACCUCGGUCGAAUUGUCGCUGAUGAAAGGGGAACUUGUCACGUUAACUCGGCGCGUCGAUGAUAACUGGUUUGAAGGACGGAUCGGCAACAAAAAAGGAAUUUUCCCUGUUUCGUAUGUUGAGGUUCUAACCGAUAUUGGCGGCGAGGAAAGUUACGAAAUUGAACCGAUCGUGAAACCAGCUUUGCAGACCAUGCACUCACAUGCGUUGACAACCGGGUACGAUAAUUCGUUAAGUAAUGGAAGGAUUUCUCCUGGCAUUAUUCGAGAAACAAAAACGGUCCAAAAGACGGAAGUACUGCACGUGGACACCACCAACGAACCGAUCUCCUAUCGUGCCCUGUAUAACUACAAACCACAAAACUCCGACGAACUGGAACUGCUCGAGGGAGACGUCGUGUACGUGCUGGAGAAAUGUGAUGACGGAUGGUACGUGGGAACUUCGGCCCGGACGGGCUGCUUCGGUACCUUUCCGGGUAAUUACGUGAAAAAAUUAUGAGACCAACCGAAACCAGCCGGCCGAAAACCACCGCCUCCCCGUGCGAUAUCGGACUCGUCAACAACACGGCAGCACCGUCAGCAACAACAACAACAACAACUGCAACAACCGAGAAGACCCGGACCGGACACGACGAAUGCCGCCAAACGCAAGGUAGAAUUUCUGGGCGUUUUCUAAAACCGUCCAAAUGUUGCCUUACUACUUAGUGUGUAUGAAAAAAUUUUGUUGACGAACAAAGCCGGCAGCGCAUGUUUUCUUUCCGAGUACCAAAAAGUAAUUUUAGAACAAUGAAUGGCAUGCCGAGAUUUAGAAGAGAAAUAAAAAACCGCCAUUAUAUUGCCAAUCAGGGUGGGAAGUUCGGUGAUAGCAAAUCUAGAAACCAAAAAGAAACAAAUAAACAAACAAACAAAAACAACAAGAAAAGUAAUUGUUUGCUAGUCAUAAUCCUUCCAAAAACAAAUGUAAACAAACGGAGAUAAAGGGAAAACAUAUUUCAACUAAAACUGUCAUUCAACAAAAUAUACUACUUUAAGCGUUGCGUUACUUGAAAAGUAUACAAUUAGUUUACCUUAACCUAACAACAAUCAAGCGUAGAACAGAAACCCAAAACCGUACUAAAAGUAGGAAAAACGCGUUGAUUUUUAUUUGAUGAUUUUAUUUACCAAUUCAAAACAGAUAUUUCUUCAAUAUAGUCGUUUUUCGUGUUGCGUUUCAUAUUUUUAUUUACAAUAGCAAAACAAAAAUAAAAGGGGAAGUUAGAUUUACUUAAUUUAUCGUAGAAUUGAGAAACAUCACACGAAUCUUUUCAAUAUUGUACUAAACACAAUAACCGUCAAUCGAGAGCCUGUCGAAUGGCAGCUGUAACAUAUUUCAAUAAUCGAAACGUUCAGCUCUAAUCAAAUUAAAAUACCCGAGAGACAACAACAACAAAAAAGUAGUGCUUUUGACUAGAAUUUUAGACUGUACUGUGUAGACAUGUGCCUUUGAUUUUGGAUCGUUUUUUUUUUUCAUUUUUUGAAGUAAAACCAGCAAAUAUUCAGCUUCUGGAUGUUACUUCUGUCGGUGUCUUUUGAAGCUAACUAGAAGUUGUCAAUACACAUUCGAAAGUCGAUUUAACACGCCUCACUCGUAUACUAUCUAGCUACUAUUAAAAUAAAAGAUUUCAAGUUGAAGAUUGUACUAAACAACUAACUCGGCAAGUCAAACGUAAAUUGUGCCUCACUCGAUCACAAAAAAAAAUAUACAAAAAUAGAAACUUUUAUUAAUGAGGAAUAUGGUACUUCAAAUCAAUAGCCGAACGUUCCGUCCCCGGACGGUUGCGGUAAUCGGAUACAUUUUAAUAACUAUCCCACUAAGGAAAAGAUAAACUUACACAUAACCACUUCGUCACACACACACAUCGGUUUGCAAACUUGUAGAACUCAAAAAUACUUAACUACUGCAGGCACGUUUUUAGAGCAGAAUAGUUUCACGACCACAAACGUUUUACACAUUUUAUACACCAAAAUACACUACGUACUCAUCGUUUAGUUUUCGUAGGGAAAUGACCACACUUACAUGGUAAUAUGGUUCUGUUGAUGAAAUAAAAUAGCAACAAAAUGUUACAACCAAAA
This is a messenger RNA of Malaya genurostris, 12363 nucleotides long. RefSeq names its product sorbin and SH3 domain-containing protein 1 (gene CAP). Lineage: Eukaryota; Metazoa; Arthropoda; Insecta; Diptera; Culicidae. Gene Ontology annotation, molecular function: protein binding. The transcript has 21 exons. Bases 992 to 10750 code for a protein of 3252 amino acids. The record is from RefSeq and is a predicted model, not a curated record.